UCAUCCCCUCCCUGGAGUUUCCAAAGUGACAGAGUACCCUUGCUAAACUGCUUCCUCCCACCUGAUCUUCUGUCCUCCCCUCCAAGUCCUUCCCCUCCCCGUCUAUCCUUGCUGGGAACCAGCAGGUAGGGGAUUCCCCGUGCUGCUCUCUGCCUGGAUAAGGGCCUGGUGUUGGUUUUCUGAGUCCCAGAAAGGUAACAAAGAUUUGAGAGCACACACCAACAUACACAGACACAUCACCAACACCCUAAAAUCAAGAGACAGCCUUCCUUUAUCUUUCUGGGAAUUCUUUUGGGUUCUCCCCCCAGAGCUCCAGGGCAGCUCUCCAAACCUCUAUGUACUAUUUAUUCCUCUAUGCAUUUUUUUUUUUUUUGCUUCUUUAGCAAAUACUUCUUUCUGGACUUGAGCCAGCCCUGCUAUGCAUUCAUGCCCUAACAGCAUCCGCCCCUCCCCAAGCCCUGGGUGGGGCUAAGGCCCUAAGCACCUAUGGGUGUUUCUCAACCAACCCGGUCUUGUCUGACCUCCUGCAGUGGAAGGCUGCUGAUGAAAGCUUUGUGACAGAAAGGAGGGAGGUCUGUCUGAGAGCAGGUUGCACAGGCCCCAAGGUGCUGCUGAAAAGUGCUCUCGCCUGCUGCUUCCUCAGGAGUCGGCCAGCAGCCCUGCCGACCAGACCCCAGUGCUCAGCCAUGAUAAGAAGAGGCCUCCAAGGGGCAGCAAGACUCAGUCACCACGGAGCCCUUCUUGGUGCCGCCCACAUCCUGCCCAGACUCAACCCUGCCUCAGCAUUCGGAUCCUCCACGGACUCCCUGGUCUCAAGGUUCUGCCUAGAGAAGACAGAUUUAAAGGAUUAUGCCCUUCCCAAUGCCAGCUGGUGUCCAGACAUGCUGAGCCUGUACCAGGAAUUUCUGGAGAAGACUAAGACCGAUGGCUGGGUCAAAGUGCCUUCCUUCAAGUCCAACAGAGAUCACAUCCAGGGGCUCAAGCUCCCAUCUGGGUUAGCAGCCACCUCAGACAAAAGUGACUGGCGCCUCUUCACCAGGUGCAUCCCAGUGGAAGGACAAGGCUUCGAGUAUGCCAUCUUUUUUCACCCAUCCAAGAAGAAGUCCAUCUGUCUUUUCCAGCCAGGACCCUACUUGGAGGGGCCCCCUGGGUUUGCCCAUGGAGGGUCCCUGACAACUAUGAUAGAUGAGACCUUUUCUAAAAUUGCCUUCCUGGCUGGAGAGGGGCUGCUAACACUCAGCCUCAACAUCAAGUUCAAAAACUUGAUCCCCGUGGGCUCUCUGGCUGUACUAAACAUUGACGUGGAAAAGAUUGAGGACCAGAAGCUUUACCUGUCCUGCGUCACCCAGAGCAGAGACCAGAAGACAAUCUAUGCCAAGUGCUCAGGUGUUUUCCUUCGGCUGCAGCUGGAACAGGAGUAACAGUCACUCUGCCUUCAGGAGAGCCUACCUCUGACUGUCCUGCCUGCCUGGGACCCACUGCAGGGCAGAGAGGGCUCCCCAGGGAAGCCACUGAUGAAGUGAGGGAGGGGGCACUUUUCCCUGAGCAAAUAAAGUCUUACA
Molecule: messenger RNA, 1562 nt
Organism: Phyllostomus hastatus (greater spear-nosed bat)
Lineage: Eukaryota; Metazoa; Chordata; Mammalia; Chiroptera; Phyllostomidae
Gene: THEM5
Product: thioesterase superfamily member 5
Exons: 6
Coding region: 687-1421 (244 amino acids)
Biological process (GO): long-chain fatty-acyl-CoA metabolic process; cardiolipin acyl-chain remodeling
Cellular component (GO): mitochondrial matrix
Source: RefSeq, a predicted model, not a curated record